This is a messenger RNA of Podospora pseudocomata, 4089 nucleotides long. RefSeq lists its product as uncharacterized. The transcript has a single exon. Gene Ontology annotation, cellular component: cytosol. Gene Ontology annotation, molecular function: 5-oxoprolinase (ATP-hydrolyzing) activity. Bases 1 to 4089 code for a protein of 1362 amino acids. Gene Ontology annotation, biological process: glutathione metabolic process. The record is from RefSeq and is a predicted model, not a curated record. Lineage: Eukaryota; Fungi; Ascomycota; Sordariomycetes; Sordariales; Podosporaceae.
AUGUCUUCCUCACCUGAAGCCUCAAAGAAAGGCGGAAUCCGCAUCGCCAUUGACCGCGGCGGCACUUUCACUGACUGCGUUGGGUCCCUGAACGGCGAGACUAUCAUUAUUAAGCUUCUCUCUGAAGACCCCUCCAAUUACUCGGAUGCUCCCCUCGAAGGCAUCCGACGCAUCCUCUCCCACUUUCUCAUGAAAGAUAUCCCUCGUGGUCAACCCCUCGAUACGUCAGCCAUCGAGAGCAUACGUAUGGGCACCACUGUGGCUACCAACGCUUUGCUGGAGAGGAAAGGAGAGAAGAUCGCCUUUGUCACCACCAAAGGGUUUGGGGAUAUUUUGUUGAUCGGCAACCAGUCUCGCCCAAAGAUCUUUGACUUGGCAAUCAAGAAGCCGGAUGUGCUUUAUGAGGAGGUGGUCGAGGUGGAGGAGAGAGUGACGUUGGAGGAUUAUGCUGAGGAUCCGAAGCGGGUGCUUACCAAAGUGGAGGCCAAGGCUGGGACGGAAGAGGCAAAGAAGGAAGAGAUUGUCAUGGGACUGAGUGGAGAGGCGGUUAGGAUUCUGCAAAGACCGGAUAGGGAGGUAAUCAAGGGCAAGUUGGGGGAGAUUUACAGAAAAGGGAUCAAGAGUGUGGCUGUUUGCUUGAUGCAUGGGUAUACUUUCCCAGACCAUGAGAGGUUGGUGGGCGAAGUGGCCAAGGAGAUUGGGUUUGAGCACAUCAGCCUGAGCCAUGAGCUGAUGCCGAUGAUCAAGUUGGUCUCAAGAGCAACUUCGGUCUGCGCUGAUGCGUAUCUCACGCCAGCGAUUAAAAAGUACAUUGCUGGGUUUCAGAAUGGAUUUGAAGGCGGUAGCUUGGGCUCGAAGAGCGUCAAGGAAAAUGGCGAAAAGAAGGGUGCGAGGUGUGAGUUCAUGCAAAGCGAUGGUGGGUUGGUGGAUGUCGACAAGUUCACAGGCCUGAAAGCUAUCUUGUCCGGCCCCGCAGGAGGUGUUGUUGGUUACGCCAUAACCUCGUACGACGAGAAGACCAAAGUUCCCGUCAUUGGGUUUGACAUGGGUGGUACCAGCACAGAUGUCUCGAGGUAUGGAGACGGCAGGUAUGACCAUACCUUUGAGACAACGACUGCCGGUGUCACCAUCCAGUCUCCACAGUUAGAUAUCAACACAGUUGCCGCUGGUGGCGGAUCAAGGCUGUUCUUCAAAAAUGGGCUAUUUGUUGUCGGUCCCGAUUCUGCCGGUGCUCACCCUGGUCCUGCUUGCUACCGAAAGGGUGGCCCGGCGGCCGUCACCGAUGCCAACUUGUUCUUGGGCAGAUUAUUGCCCGAGUUCUUCCCCAAGAUCUUUGGGAAGAAUGAGGACGAGGCCCUGGACACGGAGGCGAGUAGAAAGGCGCUUCAGGAAAUCGCAGACCAGAUUCAGAAGGAAACGGGAAAGAAGAUGGACAUCGAUGAGGUUGCCUAUGGAUUCUUGACAGUUGCCAACGAAGCCAUGACCCGACCUAUCAGAAGCAUCACUGAGGCCAAAGGCCACGACACAUCAAAGCACCGUCUGGCUACCUUUGGAGGUGCCGGCGGUCAGCACGCUGUUGCUAUUGCCGAGUCACUGGGUAUCAAGCAGAUUCUGGUUCAUAGAUACUCUUCGGUUCUCUCUGCCUAUGGCAUGGCCCUUGCAGACGUGGUGGAUGAACGUCAAGAGCCAGAUUCGAGUGUGUGGAGUCAGGACAGCGAGGUUGUUGGCCAUCUCAAGCAAAAAGUCGGAAGUCUGAAGGAAAAAUCUCGCGAGGCCUUGAGAGAUCAGGGAUUUGACGACAGCGAGAUGGUCUUUGAGGAGUACCUCAAUAUGAGAUAUCGCGGCACCGAAUCAGCUCUCAUGAUCAUCAAGCCAAGCGAUGACAGCUGGGACUUCGGCAGGGCUUUUGUGGAGCACCACCGCUACGAGUUCGGCUUUACGCUAGAUGAGAGGGAUAUCAUUAUCGACGACGUCCGUGUGCGUGGCAUUGGCAAGAGCUUCCAGUAUGGGGAGAAGACAGUCGAUGAGCAGCUUAAGACAGUCCAGCGCACAGGUGUAUCUCUAGAGAAGAAGCACUCCGAAGCCAAGGUUUAUUUUGAAGGAGGCCGGCUGGAUACCCCCAUCUACAAACUUACUGAUCUUUCCGUUGGCAACGUUAUCAAGGGUCCAGCCAUGUUGGCGGAUGGCACCCAAACCAUUGUCGUCACCCCUAACGCCACUGCUUUGAUUCUCGAGACGCACGUUGUGGUCGACCUUCCCAAGACUGCGAAGGACAAGUCCUCUGAAAGUAUGGAAGAGCGUGAGGUUGACUCCAUCAUGCUCAGCAUUUUUGGGCACCGGUUUAUGGCCAUUGCGGAGCAGAUGGGCAGAGCGCUCCAGAAGACAAGCGUCAGUACCAACGUCAAGGAGCGUCUUGAUUUUUCUUGUGCCAUUUUUGACGCGUCCGGAGGUCUCGUAGCCAAUGCUCCUCAUUUGCCUGUCCACUUGGGGUCCAUGGCGACUUGUGUUCGCACCCAGGCCAAGAUCUGGGAGGGCAAGCUCAAGAAGGGCGAUGUCAUCAUUUCCAACCACCCGUCAUACGGCGGUACUCACUUACCAGAUAUCACUCUUCUGAUGCCAGCAUUCAACGAGGCUGGUGAUAGGAUUCUGUUUUAUGCCGCCUCUCGCGCCCAUCACGCUGACAUCGGAGGUAUCACGGCUGGCAGCAUGCCCCCUCACUCCCGCGAGUUGUACCAAGAAGGUGCCGCCAUCAAGUCUGAGAAGCUUGUUAGCGAAGGAAAGUUCAAUGAAGAACGCUGCAUUGAGCUUCUUUAUCACGAGCCAGCCAAGUACCCAGGAUGCAGCGGUACCCGCACCCUCGCUGACAACAUCAACGACCUCCGCGCCCAGGUUUCGGCGAAUCAGAAGGGCAUCUCCCUCAUCGAGGGCCUCAUCAGCGAGUAUGGUGAGGAUACGGUCCAGUUUUACAUGGUGGCCAUCCAGAAGAACGCCGAACUCCAGGUGCGCAAUUUGCUUAAGACUGUAUCGAAGCGGUUUCAAGGCAAGGAGCUCUCAGCAGUUGACUACAUGGACGACGGGUCUCCCAUCCGCCUCAAGGUGACCAUUGACGACCAAGCGGGCGAAGCCAUCUUUGACUUUGCGGGCACAGGCCCCGAAGUCUACGCCAACAUCAACGCUCCCGAGGCCAUCGCGUACUCGGCCAUCAUCUACUGCCUCCGGUGCAUGAUCUCGGAAGACAUCCCGCUGAACCAAGGUUGCCUACGCCCCAUCACGGUCAAGAUUCCCAAGAAGAGCUUGCUGUCUCCGUCAGACAACGCUGCCGUGGUGGGCGGCAAUGUCUUGACCAGUCAGCGCAUCACAGACGUCAUCUUCAAGGCCUUUGAAGCCUGUGCCGCCAGCCAAGGCUGCUGCAACAACUUGACGUUUGGCUUUGGUGGAAACGUCACGGGCCAGAAAGAGGUCAAAGGGUUCGGGUACUACGAGACGAUUGCGGGCGGGAGCGGCGCCGGGCCGUACUGGGAGGGGACAGAUGGAGUUCACGUGCACAUGACGAAUACCAGAAUCACGGAUUCAGAGGUGUUUGAGAGACGGUACCCGGUUUUGUUGCGGGAAUUCUCCAUCAGGAGAGGAUCAGGUGGUAAGGGACAGCACAGGGGUGGUGAUGGCGUGGUGAGGGAUAUUGAGUUUAGGUUGCCGAUGCAGGUGUCGAUCUUGAGCGAGAGGAGGGUUUACCAGCCGUAUGGCAUGGCCGGGGGUGAGGAUGCGGAGGCGGGGUUGAACUUGUGGGUGAGGAAAGUGCAGAAGGCUAGCUGGGAGACAAGCUUGAAGAGGCUACAGGCUGAGAAGGAAGGGGAGGGGGGUGAUGGUGGUGAUGGCGAAGGGGAGACGGAGGAGAGGUACAUCAACAUGGGGGCCAAGAACACGGCGCCGAUGAAGGCGGGUGACCGCAUCAUCAUCCAAACUCCCGGAGGAGGUGGCUGGGGCAAGGUAGGUGAAGCGAAGGCACUCGAUGCCUCGAAACAUGAUCCGACCCAGGGAUGGAAAAAAGGUUCCCAUGCAGCGCGGGAGGAUGCCGCUCUGCAGGUCUGA